CAGACAUUCUCGUGAUGAACCACAAAACAAUCGUAUAGCAAGCUUAUAACUACUAAAAGUAGUAACUAGUUUGCAAACUUAAGAAAUAAUGGCUCAAGCAAUCGCUAGUGGGAAGGUGAUUGAACAAUACGGGCCUUAUGGUUCUCAGUUGCCAGAAAAUUACCGUGUGCAACUUGCGGAUGGUGAACGUUUUACUAAAGUAUCAGUGGAACAUGGAUACGUUGUGGAUGCAUUCAAGUUCGAGAUAGCUAAGCCUGAUGGAACUACCCGCACUGAAUGGGUUGGUUACGGUAGCCCACCAACCGAAACACAUCAUAUUAGUCAGAUUGUGCUCCAGGAUGGUGAAUACCUAACCAAAUUUAGUGGGAAAUUUGGAACCGAUGUACCUCGGAAUCAAUUUGGUAUUGCUACCUUGAAGAUACACACCAAUUUUAAUCGUGCAGGAUAUGGACCAUAUGGCCUAGGAGGCUGGGGUAUGGAUAACUUAACUGAUUUUUCAUCACCAGACAUAACUGAUGGUCCUGUUGUCGGAGUUUUUGGAAGGCACCACAUUGCCCUCAAUUCUGUUGGAGUUUUCGUGAGGAAGGAGUUCUCUGCUCUCAAAGGCUAAUUGAUUACGAUACUCUUGGAGUGUUAGACUACAGACAUCAGCCAAUGAGGACGUCUACUUUAUUUAUGCUUUUAAUAAGCCACGAUAAAAAUAUGUAAUAGUAUUAUAUAAGUGGCCUCUCAAGAGUGAUUGUAAUCACAAACUUGAGCGAAUGUCGUAUGUUGUCGAUCGUAUCUUUGAUCUUUCAGGUUGGUUAAUUAAUGUAUAAUAUAAUGUGAGGUCUUUGAAAUAAAUAUAUUAUUGGCUCGUCAAA
Messenger RNA from Beta vulgaris subsp. vulgaris (sugar beet), 863 nucleotides. RefSeq names its product protein GOS9. The record is from RefSeq and is a predicted model, not a curated record. NCBI's taxonomy places the organism in Eukaryota, Viridiplantae, Streptophyta, Magnoliopsida, Caryophyllales, Amaranthaceae. The coding region runs from base 89 to 610 and encodes 173 amino acids. The transcript is spliced from 4 exons.